This is a messenger RNA of Diaporthe amygdali, 3744 nucleotides long. Its product is annotated as Hst3 protein. The record is from RefSeq and is a predicted model, not a curated record. Bases 1 to 3744 code for a protein of 1247 amino acids. Gene Ontology annotation, molecular function: NAD+ binding. Lineage: Eukaryota; Fungi; Ascomycota; Sordariomycetes; Diaporthales; Diaporthaceae. The transcript has 2 exons.
AUGCCCACAAUACACGUACAGGCUGGGUCAACAGACCAGCUUCAGGAGAUUGCCGAUUCGCUGUGGAAAGCGAAGAAGGUUGUGAUAGUGACGGGGGCCGGUAUCAGCACUAAUUCCGGGAUUCCUGAUUUCCGCUCAGAAAAUGGCUUGUACUCCAUGAUUCAGGGCCAAUUCGAUGCCGCUGCCAAACUGCAUGGAUCCAAGAACCAAGCGAAUGGAGUCACACCAGACGAUAGUGGCGAUGAGCGGCGCCCCAGAAAGCGAAGAAAGAUGUCGCUAGUAGGCGAUAGCAUUGAGGUCGGUGUGCCUAGGCUGGCCAGAGAUGCGACAGUAGAAGGCGACAGCAUCAGGGUCCUAGAUCCAAACGAGAGCCAAGUUUCGGACGGAAGCGAGGGGAACAAUUCUGGAGAACUUAUUGAGCAAAAUGAUGCGAGGCCCAGUGAUGAGGCUGGUGCUGGAUAUGAUCGGGCGGACCCAAGUGAGGAAGAGGUUGUUUUGCUCACUGAAGAAUCAGUGCUGGCAGGCGAAUCUACUCUCCUGGAAUUGGACGGGCAACGAGAUUCACAGGUCAAAUUUGAUGGACAGAGCCUGAGCCGCGAAGAUGCGCAUUAUGAUGGAGAAGAGAAGGGCAACGCACACGAGGACUCUGAAGUCCAAGCUCAACCUGCUUCAACAGCCGUAUCCUCAAGACGGACAUCCAGGCGUGGCUCUCCGGCCCUCAAAGUACGAUCUUUGCAUCAGCAGCGACAAGACACAACAUCUUCUGAGCUCGAAGCACCCAAGUCCCCUAAAUGCUCUUCAGAUCCACGCAACGCCUCCUCGUCCGAAUCCUCGACACCCAAGCAAACACCCUCAGAUUCUGGCGCCCAGACGAAUACUCUCAGCUCUCCCCUGUCCUCACCUCCCCCCGUCCUUUCUGAUCCUUAUGAAGAGGUAUUCCCUCACUCAUCCACCUCAAGCAGCAGGUGCACUUCACCGGAGAUUGCAUCCGAGGCAGAAGAUUCGCCACGCUCUUCGAAAUGCUUCAACUACUCUCAGACUUUCAAGCGCGCUAGUCUUUCCACUAUGAAGGGGCGUGACCUUUUUGACGCCUCCAUAUGGUCGGAUCCCAUCAAAACCUCUGUCUUCUACACCUUCGCCACCAACCUCCGUCAGAAAUCCAGAGACGCCUAUCCGACCGGCUCGCAUCACUUUAUCAGCCGACUUCGGGACUCUGGCCGGAUGGUCCGCUGUUACACUCAAAACAUCGAUCUUCUUGAGGACAAGGUUGGGCUGUCAACGCGUCUGCUGCUUGGUCCAGGUAGCAGGUCGCGAUUUUCUGCACGAGCUUCGCGAGCAGCGGCUGCCGCUGCCACGGCAAGUGCAGCAGCAAGUGCAGCCGCAACUCCAGCAGCAACUCUCCCAGCUGAUGACAUUGUUCUUCAAGAAUCGGUCGAUGAGAGCUCUCAGCGAAGCGACGUGCGCCGCGAAGAAGACGGAAAGGAUGGUGCAAAUGGUACAGCACAGCCCAUUGCUACCGACAUGGCAAAGGGUCAAUGCACACAAGGAGGGGCUCAAACAGUUCCCUGCUCUCCCGAACCGGACCGUGGUGUAGAGUGCGUCUAUCUCCACGGCUCGCUGCGCUCACUCCGCUGCUUUCAGUGCGGGGGCGUAAUCGACUGGGAUGAGGGCGACCGAGAGUUGCAAACCAUGUCAGGCCAUCAACCGCCCUGCCCUCGCUGUGAGGACGCGACGACCGCUAGACAAGAAAAAGGCAAACGUGCACUCGGCGUUGGAAAACUGCGGCCUGACAUUGUCCUCUACGGCGAAGAACACCCCGAGUCACAGCGGAUAUCUGAUAUCAUACAGCACGAUUUAUCCCUUGCGCCAGACUUGCUUAUUAUCAUGGGCACCAGUCUCAAAGUUCACGGCCUCAAGACUGUCGUAAAGGAGUUCGCAAAAGCAAUACACAACAAGAAAGAUGGCAAGGUCAUUUUCGUCAACUACACGAAGCCAGCUGACAGCGUCUGGGCGGACACAAUUGACUUCUGGGUGGAAAUGGACUGCGAUGCCUGGGUGCACGAUCUAAAAGAGAAGAAGCCUAUCAUUUGGUCACCUCCAGGUACUAUUGACGAUGAGUCCCGAAGCACCAAGAGAAGACGCCGUACCAAUGUCGAUACAGAAAAGGCGACCAACAAGACAGAUAGCAAGAGCGAGGCUGCUGACCAAAUGCCUUUGGUCACACCCAAAUCCACCACGAAGAAGGCCGAGAAGAAAUGUUCACAGGCAACGUCAAAGCCGUCUGUUCCCAAGCCAGCACCAAAGCGGCCAGUUUCUGAGCGAGAGCACAAGGAUAACGGGGCAUAUUGGACAACCAGAAUUAUGGCAAAUUUGGCACUUCUCAGUGGGCGCGAGGUAAAAAAGUACUCAACAAUAUCGACAAACCCUGCACCAGCAAAGAGGGCUUCGGGAUCUGGGCAAGCUAUCCAGAAACCUGCAGAGCCUGUGGCUCCGAAGCAACCCCUGAAGAAGGGUCGUGGUCCACGCCUUAAGAAUGCGAGGACCAGAAAGCCUCUCCCUGCAGCCGUCACAUCUGAAGAUGAUGGCGCUAUUACCAUGGAUCGAGCCAGCCAUCAGCCCGACCAAACGGGUGAUCAGAAGCCUGGAGCUGUUGAGUUGCUUGCAGGCCACCUCAGCCUUGAACAAAAAUGGGCCACAUCGAUUGACAAGUGUCAUGUUAUCGACACAAAGCAGCCGAAACCAGACCCAGAUAUGAAUGCUGCGGACAAACUGUCAUCACAGUAUUCAAGAGCAGCCACAACGCAUACAGCAGAAACCAGCCAGGGGGGACCGGUGCCGGACGCGCAUGCUGGUGGUCUGGAUGCCAAGGGCGAAGGAAAUUCUAUUCUCGCGGCCGUCAAGUCGCAUCAUAGGAUCAGAAGGCCCAAAACAAUCUUCGAGCCGGAGCCGAUCUCUGUCUCAAAGUCAGGACGGGGUACUCCGGCUUCAGCAAGUAACGCCAAAUCAAGGACAAAGUCUGGGUCACAGGCGAAGAAAGUUAAAGCUUCGGGCAAGACGGUGAAGACAGAGCAACCUGGGGAAACUCCAGAAGAGAAUAACGCUAUACUUCCACCCCCACGACCCUGUCCUGGUCCGGCCUCUCAGUCAAAUACAAGCAAUCAUCCUGGGCUAAGACGAUACGGUACUCCUGACGAGAUCUAUACUCUGCCACCUCUCCACCCAGAAAAUCUCGAGAGCUACAAGUAUUCGAAACAAAGCAAUGAUUUGCCGUAUCCUCCUGCCAAGCCACUGGAGCCUAUCGUCGUUGUCGAAGGGCCACCUUCAGAUAUGUCACCAACGUCGCCCCAGCACUGGCAGAACCGUGCCUUUCUCCUGAGGGAUCCACAAUCAAGAAAUUUUGAAGGCCCUUGCCGAGGUCUUGACUUUGUAGGCAUGUCACCGGCAGCGCAGCCAGAUGGACUAUCUGUAAUGAUGGGUACACCUCCGCCGCCUUCCCAAUUGGCUACGCAGCUGGCUAUGAUCACAGCUCCUCCGUCAUACAACUCGUCUGCGUUUGCCAACGCGCCGAUUCUGUUGCCCCAAGGCUCAGGGACUGUGGACGUUCAGCUGCCACCUGAAGCACAAUCGAUUCAUGACAGCCCAAGCCGGCAGCUCCGUCACGAAGAAGCUCUCGAGGCUGCCGCGGCUUUGAACCAACUGAGAAGCCCGCCCGUCUUUGACGAGAGACGCUUUCUCAGAAUUUGA